Messenger RNA from Prunus mume (Japanese apricot), 3192 nucleotides. Lineage: Eukaryota; Viridiplantae; Streptophyta; Magnoliopsida; Rosales; Rosaceae. The record is from RefSeq and is a predicted model, not a curated record.
CACACAAACCUUUACUCGUGUUGUUUAGUUAUGGAUUCAACGACCACUCAAGGAGCCUCUUUCUCUCAUGUUACUCACUCAUGGACAUAUGAUGUCUUUCUGAGUUUUCGGGGUGAGGAUACACGCAACAAUUUUACCGGCCAUUUGCACAGAAAUUUGAUUCAAAGGGGUAUCAAAACCUUCAUAGAUUAUGAGCUUAGAAGAGGAGAAGAAGUAUCACCAGCACUUCUCAAAGCUAUUGAAGAGUCAAGGAUUUCUAUCAUUGUUUUCUCUGAAAACUACGCAACUUCAACGUGGUGCUUGGAUGAACUCGUUAAGAUUCUCGAGUGUAAAGAAUUGAAGCAACAAAUGGUUUGGCCAAUUUUUUAUAAGGUGGAUCCAUCAGAUGUACGAAACCAGAGAGGUAGUUUUGGAAAGGCACUUGCCAAACAUGAACGCAAGUUCAAAGAUAACAAGGAGAAGGUAAAGAUAUGGAGGGCAGCACUUACCAAAGCAGCAAAUUUGUCUGGGUGGUCGCUCUUGGACGGCCAUGAAUCUAAUUUUAUAGUUGCCAUUGUUGAAGAAAUUUCUGUACAAGUAUCAACCCAGAACAUCUUGAAUGUGGCAAAGUACCCCGUGGGAAUAGAGUCUCGUCUGCAAGAUAUUCAUAAGCUUUUAGGUGUUGGGGCAAAUGAUGUUCGCAUGGUUGGGGUAUGGGGGAUCGGUGGAAUAGGUAAGACAACAAUUGCUAAAGCUGUUUUCAAUUCAAUUUCCUCUAAGUUUGAAGCCAGCUGUUUUUUAGCAAAUGUUAAAGACUAUCCAAUGCCAUAUGGAGGCCUCGUCCAACUACAAAAGAUUCUUCUUCUUGAGAUUCUAGGAGAAAAAGAAUUGAAUUUGAACAGUGUUGAUAGAGGAGUAAAUGUGAUAAAGGAAAGGUUGAAACAUAAAAGAGUUCUCUUAAUUCUUGAUGAUGUGAAUCAUUUGGACCAGUUGAACAAACUUGCAGGAGGGCUUGAUUGGUUUGGUUUCGGCAGCCGAAUUAUCAUAACGACAAGAGAUAAACAUUUGCUAACUGCUCAUCAAGUUAAUUUUAUAUACAAGGUCAAGGAAUUAGAUAGUUCUGAAGCUCUUAAGCUCUUCAUCAGUUGGAAUGGCUUCACAAGAAAUAGCAAUUCGGAGGAUGAUUAUAUGAAACUCACAAAAACUGUAGUAGACUACGCCCAAGGCCUUCCGUUAGCUCUUAUGGUUUUAGGUUCACAUCUUUGUGGUCGAAGUUUAAAUCAAUGGAAAACUAUGUUAGAAAGUCAACCAAGAUUUCCUAUUGAAGAGAUUCAUGAAGUUCUGAAAAUAAGCUACAAUGCACUAGAAUAUCCGGUGAAAGAAGUUUUCCUUGACAUUGCAUGUUUCUUUAAAGGUAAAGGUAAGAACUAUGUGAUAAACAUGCUAGAAGGGUGUGAUCUCAACCCUAUCUAUGGUAUUGAAGUACUCAUAGAAAAGGCUCUCCUAUAUGUUGAUCAUGUAAAUAGAAUUUGCAUGCAUGACUUGGUCGAAGAAAUGGGUAGAGAAAUAGUUCGUCACGAAUCGCCAAAUGAGCCUGGAAAGCGUAGCAGAUUGUGGUUUCACAAAGAUGUUUACCGUGUUCUAACUGAAAAUACAGGAACAGACACUAUUCAAAAAAUUAUGGUAAACUUGCCGGAACCAUAUGAGAUACGCCUGAGUGCUAAAAGCUUCACAAAGAUGAAAAAUCUUCAACUUUUCAUAAACUGUAACGCACACUUCUCUGGAGAAGUUGGUUAUCUAUCCAAUGAUUUGAGAUUCCUUGAUUGGCCUGAAUGUCCAUUAAAAGCUUUGCCUUCCAGCUUUAAUCCAAAGAAACUUGUUGAGCUCAAACUGCGUGACAGUCGUAUCGAACAACUGGGGAAUGGAUUCAAGGGUCUGGCAACGUUAAAACAUAUAAGUUUUCAAAGUUGCGAGUUCCUAACAAAAAUCCCCGACUUCUCUGGACUCUCAAGCUUAGUGGAGUUGGAUCUAAACUUCUGUACAAGUUUAGUUGAGGUGCAUUCAUCUGUUGGAUUCCUUGAUAAGCUUGCCAUAUUGAGACUUGUUGAUUGUUUUAAUCUCACUAGGUUUCCAAGAGGAGUCAAGUUGAAAUCUCUGACACUUAUUAUUCUUAAUGAUUGCAAAAAGCUCGAGUAUUUCCCCGAAAUUUUGGCAAAGAUGGAAUGCACAACAAGAAUGAAUCUAUCCGGCACUGCCAUCAAAGAGUUGCCUUCAUCAAUUAGAUAUCUCGUUAAUCUUCAAGACUUAGAGUUAUAUCAUUGUGAAAACCUUAGCCAUCUACCGAGCAGCAUUUAUGAGUUGCAACAUCUGCAGCGAUUUUAUUUAAUGGAUUGUCCAAAACUUGUUACAUUUCCAAAUAAGAUGAAGCCUGAAAAUGAGUGUGAAGGCAAUUUAGCUCUUCCAGAGCUACGUUUACUCGAUAUGGGAGGAUGUAAUUUAUCAGAAAGUGCUUUUCUUGGUAAUCUUGAUUGUCUACCGACCUUAGAAAUCCUAGACCUUUCAGGAGGCAAUUUUGUUAGUCUUCCCGAAUGCAUUAGCAAAUUUUUCAACUUGUCGCGACUUAACCUAUAUGAUUGCAAGAGGCUUCGAGAAAUUCCAGAACUUCCACAAAAGUUAAGGCAUGUAGGGUUAGGUGGUUGCAUAUCGUUGGAGGGUGAUUUUCUUCGUACUCCUGGUUGUCUUUCCACAUUGGAAAGUAUAGACCUUUCAGGAGGCAACUUUGUUAGUCUUCCCGAAUCCAUUUGCAAAUUUGUCAAGUUGAAGCAUCUUUCCCUGGCUGGUUGUAAGAGGCUUGAAGAAAUUCCAGAACUUCCACCAAAAGUGAAACAUGUACGGGCCAGUGGUUGCAUAUCACUGGAAAGAUUUUCAAAACUGUGGAACAUUUUGGAACGUAAAGAAUCGAAAAUGAUUAAGAGCCUCAACUUAUCAAAUUGCCGGAGACUCUGUGACAAUCUGGCUUAUAUGGUAGAGAAUAAAUACACUUCAGUGAAUGAUCACGCGGCUCUGUUCUCUCUCUGUCUCUCUUCUCAGCAAUCUAAAUUUGGAGUUAUAUUUCCAGGAAGUGAAGUUCCGAGAGAUAGAGGCAGCUCAUGCGUGGCUCUACUAUAUUCCAGACCUUUCAAGGAUAGAGACGUGGGGACAUUGGAUGGAUGA